AUGGACCCCCCCCCGCAGGUCUACAAGGAGAAGCUCUACGGCAAGAAGUACGUGUGGUUCCUCAUCGGCUGGUACGCGGACAACUGGUUCCGCAUCAAGGACCCGGCCAUCAACUGCACCGAGGCCGAGAUGGCCGAAGCUGUUGAAGGCCACGUCACCACCGAGAUCGUGAUGCUCAACCCCGAGAACACCCGCAGCAUCUCCAACAUGACCUCGCAGGAGUUCAUUGAGAAGCUGCAGAAGAGGUUGGGGAAGAACCCUGAGGAGACGGGUGGCUUCCAAGAGGCCCCGUUGGCCUACGACGCCAUCUGGGCCUUGGCCUUGGCCCUCAACAAGACCUCGACGGAGCUCAUGAAGAAGGGGCUGCGCUUGGAGGACUUCAACUACAACAACAAGAACAUCACGGAUGAGAUCUACAGAGCCCUCAACUCCUCCGCCUUCGAGGGCGUCUCGGGCCACGUUGUCUUCGACGCCAGCGGCUCCCGCAUGGCCUGGACGCUCAUUGAGCAGCUCCAAGGAGGUGUCUACAAGAAGAUCGGUUACUACGACAGCACCAAGGACAACCUGUCCUGGUACAACAACGACAAGUGGAUUGGAGGUUCCCCACCAGCCGACUACACCAAAGUCAUCAUCACCUUCCGCUUCCUGUCCCAGAAGCUCUUCAUCUCCGUCUCCGUGUUGGCUUCAUUGGGCAUCCUCUUGGCCAUCAUCUGCUUGGCCUUCAACAUCUACAAUGGACAUGUCAGGUACAUCCAGAACUCCCAACCAUACCUGAACAACAUGACGGCCGUUGGUUGCACCUUGGCCUUGGCCGCCGUCUACCCCCUUGGACUUGAUGGCUACCACAUUGGCCCAGAGCUGUUCCCCUUCGUGUGUCAGGCGCGACUGUGGCUCCUGGGUCUUGGCUUCAGCCUGGCCUAUGGGAGCAUGUUCACCAAGAUCUGGUGGGUCCACACGGUCUUCACCAAGAAGGACGACAAGAAGGAGAAGAGGAAGACCUUGGAGCCAUGGAAGCUCUACGCCACCGUGGGGCUGCUGGUGGGGCUGGAUGUGGUCACCUUGGUCAUCUGGCAGAUCGUGGACCCCUUGCACCGCACCAUCGAGGAGUUCACCAAGGAGGAGCCCAAGAUGGACUCGGACGUCUCCAUCCUGCCCCAGCUGGAGCACUGCAGCUCCACCAAGAUGAACACGUGGCUCGGGAUCUUCUACGGCUUCAAGGGGUUGCUCCUGCUCUUGGGCAUCUUCUUGGCCUAUGAAACCAAGAGCGUGUCCACCGAGAAGAUCAACGACCACCGAGCGGUGGGAAUGGCCAUUUACAACGUGGCGGUCCUCUGCCUCAUCACGGCGCCCGUCACCAUGAUCCUCAGCAGCCAACAGGAUGCGGCCUUCGCCUUCGCCUCCUUGGCUGUUGUCUUCUCCUCCUACAUCACCUUGGUUGUCCUCUUCGUGCCCAAGAUGCGGCGCCUCAUCACCCGCGGCGAGUGGCAGUCGGAGCAACAGGACACCAUGAAGACGGGGUCGUCCACCAACAACAACGAGGAGGAGAAGUCCCGGCUCCUGGAGAAGGAAAACCGGGAGCUGGAGAAGAUCAUCGCAGAGAAGGAGGAGCGUGUCUCCGAGCUCCGGCAGCAGCUCCAGGCCCGGCAGCAGCUCCGCUCCCGCCGCCGCUCGUCCAACCCCUCCCGGGACGUUGACAACCACGUGCAGGGGGGGUUCAACCCCUCGGCGGCCCCCCCGGGGCCCUUCUACCCCCCGAACCUGCCCCUCGUCCGCUGCCUCGUGGCCGAACAGGCCGACAAGUUGGGUCGGGGCAACUGCGACGGGAGCCGCGUCCACCUGCUCUACAAGUGACCCCCGCGGCAACGGGGGCGACUGGCAUGGGGGCAAUUACGGGGGGGGGUAAUUGCAAUGGGGGGCAAUUACGGGGGGGGGGUAAUUGCAAUGGGGAUAAUUACAAUGGGGGGUGAUUGCAAUGGGGGGGCAAUUACAGUGGGGGGGCAAUUGCAAUGGGGGGGUAAUUGCAAUGGGGGGUAAUUGCAAUGGGGGGGUCAUUACAGUGGGGGGGCAAUUACAGUGGGGGGGUAAUUGCAAUGGGGGCAAUUACAGUGGGAGGGGUAAUUACAAUGGGGGUAAUUGCAAUGGGGGGCAAUUACAAUGGGGGGCAAUUGUAAUGGGGGCAAUUACAGUGGGGAAGCAAUUGCAAUGGGGGGGCAAUUACAGUGGGGAGGGGGUAAUUACAAUGGGGGGCAAUUGUAAUGGGGGGGCAAUUACAGUGGGGGGGCAAUUUCAACGGGGGGCAAUUACAGUGGGGAGGGGUAAUUACAAUGGGGGGGCAAUUGUAAUGGGGGGGCAAUUACAGUGGGGGCAAUUGCAACGGGGGGGCAAUUACAGUGGGGAGGGGGUAAUUACAAUGGGGGGGCAAUUGUAAUGGGGGGGCAAUUACAGUGGGGGGGCAAUUUCAACAGGGGGCAAUUACAGUGGGGGGGUAAUUACAAUGGGGGGCGAUUACAGUGGGGGGGCAAUUGCAGUGGGGGGGGCAAUUACAGUGGGGGGGCAAUUGUAAUGGGGGGUAAUUACAAUGGGGCGGUAAUUGCAAUGGGGGGUCAUUACAAGGGGGGGGCAAUUACGGUGGGGAGGGGGUAAUUACAAUGGCGGGGCAAUUACAGUGGGGGGGUCAAUUGCAAUGGGGGGUAAUUGCAAUGGAGGGGUAAUUGCAAUGGGUGGGUCAUUACAAUGGGGGGUCAUUACAAUGAGGAGGGUAAUUACAAUGGGGAGGGGGCAAUUACAAUGGGAGGGUAAUUACAAUGGGGGGUCAUUACAAUGAGGGGUAAUUACGAUGGGGGGUAAUUAGCAUGGGGGGGUCAUUAGCAUGGGGAGGGGGGUAAUUACAAUGGAAAGGGGGUAAUUGCCAUAGGGAGGGGUUAAAGGCCGUGGGGAGGGGGGUAAAUACCAGGUCUAUCUGCCCUACAAGUGACCCUUGGGGCAACGAGGGGGUAAUUAGCAUGGGGGGUAUAAUUAGUGAGGGGGUAAUUAGCAUGGGAAGAAAGAGCUAAUUGCCAUAGGGAGGGGUAAUUACCAUGGGGGGGGCAAUUACAAUGGGGAGGGAGGUAAUUGCAAUGGGAAGGGGGUAAUGGCCAUAGGGAGGGGGGUAACGGUGACGGUGAAGGGGGUAAUUGCCAUAAUGAAGGGGGUAAUUAGCAUGGAGAGGGGGUAAUUACAACGAGGAGGGGGUAAUUAGCAUGGAGAGGGGGUAAUUAGCACGGGGAGGGGGUAAUUAACAUGGGGAGGGGGUAAUUAACAUGGGGAGGGGGUUGUUGGGGAGGUUGGAGCCUCUUGGCUCUCUUGGUCCAUAACGUGGCUCCGGGUGUCACCCGCCUCCGCCUGUUGUCACCGCGGCCCCCUCUGGCCAAGCCAGCCCCCUACAGCCCCCCCAUGGCCCUCCCAGCUCCCCCAUGGCCAACCCAUUGCCCUUAUGGUUGACCCAUGGCCCCUACAGCCAUCCCCUAUGGUGAACCCAUCACCCCUAUGGUGAACCCAUCACCUACAGUCAACCCAGCCCCCUACAGCCAUCCCCUAUGGUGAACCCAUCACCCCUAUGGUGAACCCAGCCCCCUAUGGUGGAUCCAUGUCCCCUACAGUCAUCCCCUAUGGUCAACCCAUCUCCCCACAACCACCCCCUAUGGUUGUCCCAUCUCCCCUAUGGCCAACCCAUCGGCCCUACAGUCAACCCACCUCCCCUAUAGUCAUCCAAGCCCCCUACAGCCAUCCCCUAUGGUGGACCCAUUGCCCCUACAGUCAUCCCCUAUGGCCAACCCAUUGCCCUUAUGGUUGACCCAUGGCCCCUACAGCCAUUCCCUAUGGUGAACCCAUCACCCCUAUGGUGAACCCAGCCCCCUAUGUUGGACCCAUGUCCCCUACAGUCAUCCCCUAUGGUCAACCCAUCUCCCCACAACCACCCCCUAUGGUUGUCCCAUCUCCCCUAUGGCUAACCCAUUGCCCUUAUGGUUGACCCAUGGCCCCUACAGCCAUCCCCUAUGGUGAACCCAUCACCCCUAUGGUGAACCCAUCACCCCUAUGGUGAACCCAGCCCCCUACAGCCAUCCCCUAUGGUGGAUCCAUGUCCCCUACAGUCACCACUAUGGUCAACCCACCUCCCCACAACCACCCCCUAUGGUUGUCUCAUCUCCCCUAUGGCCAACCCAUCGGCCCUACAGUCAACCCACCUCCCCUAUAGUCAUCCAAGCCCCCUACAGCCAUCCCCUAUGGUGGACCCAUUGCCUCUACAGUCAUCCCCUAUGGCCAACCCAUUGCCCUUAUGGUCGACCCAUGGCCCCUACAGCCAUCCCCUAUGGUUGUCCCAUCUCCCCUAUGGUCAACCCAUUGGCCCUACAGUCAACCCAGCCCCCCUAUAGCCAUCCCCUAUGGUGAACCCAUCACCCCUGUGGUGAACUCAGCCCCCUACAGCCAUCCCCUAUGGUGGAUCCAUGUCCCCUACAGUCAUCCCCUAUGGUGAACCCAUCACCCCUGUGGUGAACCCAUCACCCCUAUGGUGAACCCAGCCCCCUAUGGUGGAUCCAUGUCCCCUACAGUCAUCCCCGAUGGUCAACCCAUCUCCCCACAACCACCCCCUAUGGUUGUCCCAUCUCUCCUAUGGCCAACCCAUUGUCCUUAUGGUUGACCCAUGGCCCCUACAGCCAUCCCCUAUGGUGAACCCAUCACCCCUAUGGUGAACCCAUCACCCCUAUGGUGAAUCCAUCACCUACAGUCAACCCAGCCCCCCUAUAGCCAUCCCCUAUGGUGAACCCAUCACCCCUAUGGUGAACCCAGCCUCCUAUGGUAGACCCAUGUCCCCUACAGUCACCCCUAUGGUCAACCCAUCUCCCUACAGCCACCCCCUAUGGUUGUCCCAUCUCCCCUAUGGUCAACCCAUUGGCCCUACAGUCAACCCAGCCCCCUACAGCCACCCCCUAUGGUGGACCCACAUCCUUCCCUCUCCCCCCCCACAACCACCUCCUGCUGUAGCCCCCCCACCCCAGUCCCAGUGUUGUGGGGCUCCCCCCCAUAGCCUCUACCUGUGUCUAGUGGAGCCGUGUCAGGCUGUAGCGCACAACCUGCUCGUACAACCCAGCCCUAUCGCAGGCGCCGGCUGUAGCGAGCGGCUGUUGGGGGUCACUGGUUGCUACAACCGGGGUUUGGGGGGGGGGGGUUAAAGCUCUUUUGUCCGGCUGUAGCUCCCAAGGAGGGGGGGGGGUACAGGCGGAGGGGGGGUCGCUUGUUUCCUGUCCGCGCAGACUGUUGUAGCCGGGGUCUGGGUCCUCCUGUACAGUCGCACUUUAGUGGACAACCGGACCCUGCUUCUUCGCCUG
Strigops habroptila (Kakapo) is the source of this 5366-nucleotide messenger RNA. It is a transcript of the gene GABBR1, whose product is annotated as gamma-aminobutyric acid type B receptor subunit 1. Gene Ontology annotation, cellular component: membrane; G protein-coupled receptor heterodimeric complex. Gene Ontology annotation, molecular function: G protein-coupled GABA receptor activity. Lineage: Eukaryota; Metazoa; Chordata; Aves; Psittaciformes; Psittacidae. The transcript has 13 exons. The coding region runs from base 1 to 1851 and encodes 616 amino acids. Gene Ontology annotation, biological process: G protein-coupled receptor signaling pathway; gamma-aminobutyric acid signaling pathway. The record is from RefSeq and is a predicted model, not a curated record.